This is a messenger RNA of Rosa chinensis, 1965 nucleotides long. Its product is annotated as zinc finger CCCH domain-containing protein 37. Lineage: Eukaryota; Viridiplantae; Streptophyta; Magnoliopsida; Rosales; Rosaceae. Gene Ontology annotation, molecular function: mRNA binding; metal ion binding. Bases 16 to 1491 code for a protein of 491 amino acids. The record is from RefSeq and is a predicted model, not a curated record. The transcript is spliced from 14 exons.
CUCUCCACUUCCUCCAUGUACCUCGCCGGCACCAACGGCCUCGGCCCUUACUCCGACGCCGCCAGAGCGACGUCGUAUAUGAUGUCAUCCUGGCCCGCCCCGGAUGCCGAACCCGGCCCGCCCGGCUUCAAACGCACCUCUGAAGCACUCUACCAUCAGGCUCUUUUGGGUGCCCAUAAUCCGAUUGGGCAAAUGGAAGCUUGGUAUUCAACAAAUCCUUUAGCAAAACGACCUAGAUUCGAGAAUACAAGCUUGCCUAUUUAUCCACAGAGGCCAGGAGAGACAGAUUGUGCCCACUAUAUGCAAACAAGAACCUGUAAAUUUGGAGAGGGCUGCAAGUUUGACCAUCGUAUUUGGGUUCCUGAUGGUGGAAUCCCAGAUUGGAAAGAGGUUCCACUUGUUGCUCCAAGUGAGUCCCUUCCUGAGAGACCUGGAGCGCCAGAUUGUCCAUACUUUCUAAAAACUCAAAGAUGCAAGUUUGGUCUUAGAUGCAAGUUUAAUCAUCCAAAGGACAAACUGGCUACUGCGUGUGCUUCAGAAAAUGGUGAUGUUUAUGCCUUACCCGAGACUCCGAGAGGCCUUCUGAACCUGCAUUUCUACUUGAAAACUGGGCAAUGCAAGUAUGGUGCAACCUGCAAAUUUAAUCACCCAAAAGACAUGAUACCAUCAGCCACUCAAGAGAAUAAAUCUGGCGAAACUGAGACAGAUCUUAAGACGGAGGGCAGUGAAGUUGCUGUGAAGCCUCUUGUUUCAUUCACUCCAGCACUAUUACUGUUAACCGGUGGUGCUAGCUCAGCAGAGGUUCAUCAGCGGAGAAGCACAGCGGAUGAGUCGGAGUCAGCGGAGACUCUGUUCAGCGGAGCUUUGCCAGCGAGUGAAGGUUCUCAACUGAGGUUUGGAGUUCAGCGGGGCUUUUCCGACGAUGAGCUUCCUGUACGACCGGGUGAAGCUGAUUGUCCAUUCUACCUGAAAACUGGAAGCUGCAAGUAUGGGGCCACUUGCCAGUACAAUCACCCUGAUAGAUAUGAUAUCAAUCCACCUGUUGCUGCAAUCAGCUAUCCUCUUUCAGCGCCUUCAGUUGCAGGUUUUAACAUGGGAGUUGCUAAUCCAGCUGCCUUCACUAAUCAAACUUUGGCACAACCAACGGUAGGAGCGAGUCCUACUGUUUAUCCUCAGAGGUUUGGACAGGCUGAGUGUGAAUACUAUAUGAAGACUGGGGAAUGUAAGUAUGGUGCGCAAUGCAGAUUCCAUCACCCGAUUGAUAGGCCAGCAGUGGCGUUGUCAACAACAAAGCCAUCUCAACAAGAAAAUGUGAAGCUAACGCUGGCUGGACUACCUAGGAGAGAGGGUGCCGUUAUCCGUGUGUAUUACCUUAAAACCGGCACAUGCAAGUAUGGUGCAACCUGCAGAUUUGACCACCCACCUCCUGGCGAAGUUGUAGCAAUGGCAGCUUCACAAGCAAAAUCUGAUUCUAUUGGAGGAAAAGCAUAAGCAGCUGAAUCCACACAGGAAUAGCAGCAGUAGUAGAAUGAAGAAGUGGUGAUACCUCGAAGGAGGUCUGGGCAGAAGUAUUGCCAUCUGCCAUGGUUUAUAAAUUGCCCAAUCAGCCAUUCUUUAUGCUCUGCGUAUAAGGUGCGAGUGUUGACCGAUUCGAUAACAUGAGGUAUUUCGUUCUCCUGUAUUUAAGUGAGUCUCUGCAUGUAAUUUGUAGAUCUGGAGUAUCAGGCUGAUGUGUUUCAGUGCUAUGGUGUUAUGAAAGUUUGCUCUCAUUGUCCUCUGCUUCUUCCUUCUUUGACGAUAUUCACCCUUAAAAAGCUUCUUUUUCUUUUUUCUGCUGAUGGCAUAAUCAACCUUAUCCUGGCUUAGAUUUAUGACUAGUUUCAGUGCUAUUCCGUAGUGAAAAGAACAACUUUUAACCAAAAUAAAAGAAAAAAACAAGUUACUCGUUGGGAGAGUUUUCCAAAA